Messenger RNA from Lactuca sativa (garden lettuce), 5861 nucleotides. It is a transcript of the gene PRD1, whose product is annotated as putative recombination initiation defect 1. Gene Ontology annotation, biological process: meiotic DNA double-strand break formation. The record is from RefSeq and is a predicted model, not a curated record. Lineage: Eukaryota; Viridiplantae; Streptophyta; Magnoliopsida; Asterales; Asteraceae.
UCAAGUCACCACCAAAAUUUCGCAGAGUCGGUCACCCAGGAAAAAAAACUAUACGAUGCACUACAUCGGCUCCGAUCAUCAUCAACGGUCAGACUCCGAUCAACAACUCCGGGACCGGCAAUACUUAACAUGCUCACAAGGCCAUACUUCGUCUCUGAUACUGCAAACCUUAGAAGGCGGAUCCAUCUGCUUAGUCUGUCUAUCCAAUCUUAUCUCAAAUCCUAAUUCCCCUACCAUUCACGUCUCUUACGCCCUCUCUCAGCUCUCUCAGGCCAUCUCUCAACCUCCUUUCCUCCAUAAUCUCCUCACUUUCCAUCCUCAUUUUCUCGUUUCUCCUCUCAUAACUGCCCUUUCUUCUUUGGAAGACGAGCCCCUCGCCAAACAGACGAUUGAUUUGAUUUCCGAAUUGUGCAGCUCUGGUGAUUCUUCAAUUUACAGUGAGUUUGUUGCUAGGGUUUCGGAUCGAUUGUCUUCUGGUUCCUUAGCUUGGAGCAGGCGUCAAAUAUAUAUGCUACACUGCUUAGGUGUUCUAUUGGACAAUCAGAAGAAUGAUCCAUACACCCAUAUCAAAGAAAGAGAUGAGCUUAUUCUGAACCUAGUAACAGGUCUUCAGUUGCCUAGUGAAGAGAUCCAAGGCGAGAUCCUAUUUGUUCUUUACAAAAUAUGUGGCAUCCAACAAGCUUUCAAAGCUAAUAGCAAUGUUGAUGUCUUAUAUGUCCAUUCUUCAAAGAUCUUACAUUUGGCAUUAGAAGUCCUCUUGAAGACCCAACGAGAUGAUGUUCGCUUGAACUGUGUAGCGCUAUUAUCCGUGCUUACACGCAAAGGGUUCUUCGAAAAUGCAUUCGAAAAUGAAGAAACCGAAUACCCUGAAGCAGACAACUCCAUGGAAACAACUGACCAUGAACAAGAAAAAACUCCUCUGAAUCUCUUGUUUGCAGAAGCCAUAAAAGCACCUCUUCUUUCUUCAGAUUGUGAAGUUCAAACUGCCACAUUGGAUUUAAUUGUCCUGUACUUGUCUUAUGGAGGUGUUUCAAGAAAAGAUGUCCAAGUUCUAGUUGAGGAGAACAUUGCUGACUAUGUCUUUGAAAUUUUAAGAUUGUUGGGGUGCAAAAAAGAUUCUCUUGUCAGCUUAUCCCUACAAGUUCUUGAUCUCAUGUCAGUAGCAGAGGAGGCUUUCAAACAAAGACUUGCUAUUGGUUUCACAACUCUUAUUCCUGUUCUUCAUCAUGUUGCUGAAGUCCCUUUUCAUCCUGCUCAAUCUCAAUCACUAAAACUUAUAUCAGAAUGCAUUUCAAAUUGUCCUGGAAUCAUUUCAAGUUUCAACAAUGAAGAAAUCAGUCUUAUAAUGUCAGGGAUGCUGAAGAGACAUGUUGAUGGGGAUGCCAACAUGCUUCCAGAAACAUUCACCCUGGUAUGCUCACUCCUUGUAGCUCUCAUUAAGUCUCCAUCUUGUCAUGGACCUCUUAAUAUUCCCAAAUCACUACAACACAUAUCAAGAUACACCAUUGCAAUUUGCUUGAGCUUUUAUGGGGAAGAUUCUAGUCAAAUGCUACACUCACUUUACUUACUAAAAGAAACAUAUGAAUACAGUUUACAAGGGAAUUACACAGAGUUACGUGACUGUAUAUUAGACAUAUGUGAAACCAAUCUUUUGCCUUGGGUUUCCAUGAACAUUAAUGAGAUCGAUGAGGAUAUAACUUUAGGUGUUCUUGAGAUUUUUCACUCGAUACUGACUCACUCUGAAUUCCAACCUAAAGACUUUGUAGAUGCUUUGGUUUCAUCUUCUUGGUUUAGUUUUUUAUUCGGAUGUUUAGGGCUUUUUCCCACAGAGAAGAUGAAAUGGAGAGUUUAUAUCUUAUUGGGAUCUAUCUUGAAUGUGAUUCUUGGAAAUGAAUGUGGGGAAUACAUCAAAGGUGUUGCUUUGCAUCUCCCAUCUGAUCCUAUUGAUUUGUUGUUUCUUUUGGGGCAAAAGGGAUCUCAUAAUCAACAAAUUUUCUCUUGCCAAUCUGCUGUUCUGUUGAUUCUUUACACCAGCUCCUUGUAUGAUGACAGGCUUGCAGAUGAUAGGAAGGUGUUAGCUUCUUUGGAGCAAUAUAUUUUACUCAACAAAUCUCAGCUUUUGAAUAAUGGAGUUGUCAAACUCAAACCACUGAUUUUGGAACUCCUUGUAAAUCUUUAUGGUCUUUAUAGAGGUCUAGCCAAAGUAAGCUACCAAAUACCAUAUAGCCCAGAUGCCGAAAAUACCCUUUUCCUUAUUAUCUCACAAAAACACAUCCACUUUCUCUCUAGAAGAAUCCACUCCACAUCAUUAAAAUGGCUGUUUCAACAAGAAAGAAUCUCUCAAUAUCUGUCUGAUCAGAUUCUAAGAUGGUGUAGACGAUAUUUCAUUUAUGGAAACAACCAGAUUCUUGUGUCGAAUCAUGACACAGUAAAAUUCAGACAACUUGCUGAGCUGGCAGCAUCUGAAGACAACUAUGCAGCCAAAUUACUUGUGUGUUUGUUGCGAGAGGUUGUUGAAGAAACCAGACAAGAAGAUGAUAUUGUUUUAUUGCUAAACAUGAUUUCAUCAAUCGUUGCUUUGUUUCCAUCUUCUUCAAGGGAAUUUUGCUUAAAUGGAAUAUCCCCUGCAAUCAAGUCUCUUUAUUCCCAACAUUCUUGUGGAGAGAUAUUAAAUCUUACUUCUGAAUUGGUUUUUACAAUAUUACAUUCGAUUGAACCGGAACCGGAAUCGGAAUCGGAAUCACUUUCCGAUGAUGAAGCCUGGAAUGGAAUAGCAACAGAGCUGAUACACUACUUGAUCUCCACAAUUACUAACAAUGGGUUCACUCAAGAAGCUCUCCUUGUAAUGGGGAUUCUUUCUUUAAUCUUGUAUCACUCACUUCACCAAAACCUUCUAGAAGCAUCCAAGACUAUUCUUUUGAACACUCAAUUGAUCUCAUUGGUUAACAAAAUGAUCCAUGAAGCUUGUUUAAAAGGACCCGCAUUAAUUGAUCAUGAUGAGGCAACACAAACCGGAGCAGGCCUCAUUUUUUUGCUCUUUUUAAACUACUUUUCUCACAGAAGUGUGCAUGUUAUUCUACCAGGGAUUGAAGAUGUAGAAAGCUUAGUUAACAGCGACAAGAAAACCCAACACUCAUCAUUAUUCUAUAUCAACAUUCAUUCCCACGACUUAUGCAGACUCUUACAUUUCGGGUCAACUCCAGUCAAACUAAUAUCUUCAUUCUGCCUACUCCAACUAUUCCAAACAAUCACACAACAAAAAACAAAAUUGCUACUCAAAGAUAAUAUACGUUCCAUAACCUCGAUCCUACAAGGCUUAAUUUUCCACAGCGAUGUUACAAUCGCCAUGAAUUGUGGUCUCUGUAUAUCAAUGGUGAUCGAUUGGGAAAAACAGGAUGAUACUGAUACCCGAUUUGUUGAAAAGGAUAAUUGGUGUCGAUUAAUAACCGAAGAACUGGUGAUGAGUUUGGCUGUUCCAAAUUUGGCGUCGAAAUCGAUCAUGAUUCAUCACAAGCCGGCGGUUUAUGUAGUCGCGUCGAUGUUAGAAUUGCAGAAAGUUCCAUCUCCAUGGAUGUCGGAUGUGUUUGAUGAUUCGUGUAUAAAUGGAAUCAUUCGAAACCUUUCGUCGAGUAACAUAACACGUGAGAUCGUGUUAUUAUUUCGACGACUUUUGCAAUCGGGGUACCUUAACUCCAAGCAUAUCGCUUGCCUCAAUCAGCUUUUCCAGGGUUGCAGGAAACGAGUUUACUCAGAUGACACUGGAGAUGCUGACACAGAAGAGAAGAAGAAGAAGAAGAUGGUUGUUUUUGCAGAGGAUCCAGCUGGACAUGUUUAUGAGACCAUCGAGAUAUGAAGAGUAACAUAUCUUUGACCGAAUCAAAUCCAUCAUGUGAAAUUUCACACCAAGAUAAGAUCGAGUUCAUGACAACCUUCGCCACUGGGCAUAAGAGAAGGAUGCAAUUGCUCGUCUCUUCAUCCAAGUUGUAUGAACCACAAAUGGUCGAUGCCACUGGAACACCCCUUACUAACGAAACAGGUGAUGAAAUUUUGUCAAGCUUUGCUCUCCAGAUAAAGCAUAAGAUCUUAUUCGGUAUUACUUUGCACCAUUCAAACGGACCAUCACAGACGAUGUGACUCGCUAUUUCAAUCCGUUCACGUAACGAUCUUACCGAAAAAUGGUUAUCAACCACAAAGUUAGAAGCCCAACAAUCAUCAUUUUGGCUUUCCAAUAUACAAUUUUCUUUGGAAUCAAUGUUGAAUUUUUUUUAGCGCGGUUCUGAUUUUGAUUAUAUUUUUCCAUACCCUCGAUCUAGAUCUCUUAAAAGCACUAUAUUUACAAUUGAUAACACCGGCCAAUUUGACACCUACCACCACUCAUUUAAAUGUGAUAUUAAUAAUUUCAUUUUUAAACUCCCAUGUUUUUUUUUUUUUUUUUUUUUUUUUUUUUUUUUGUAAGGAUUAGCUUUAGAAACAACUAUCUUUGUUAAUAUAUUAACAAAUUUGUCAUGUAUGCAUUUUUAAAUAAACUAUACUAACAUUAAUGUUAGUUGAAUUUAUAUAUAAAAACAAAAAUUAAGGAUUAAAAUUUUCGGGUAUCCGAAAUGCUAUCCGGAUUUAUAUCAUGGAUUCUAAUUGUAAAAUCCACUACUCAGAAUUUUUGGAUAUCUGAAAUUCGUAUAUGAUCCCCAUAUAUAUAUUUCCUUGUGUCUGAGAUCAAACUUGUCAUACAUACAAAUACAAAUGUACACUAUGCCACCACUUAACUGGAUUAUAUAAUAGUUUAAAUUCCCAUAGACACUCGUGUUUAUUCAAGAUACACUAAAUGGUUGGUGAUACUAAAAUCACCAACAUACACCAUGCCUACCCUAAAACGUUUAAGAAACCUGUGCUUUCCUUCCACAUCUUUCGAUAUGAGACACUCCUAGUGUUCUUUUAUUUACCAUCCGGAAAAUUUAGUUAUAUCAGACAAUCAUAUAUGUAUUAUUUCAACUGUCUUUUUAAUUUAUGUGACUAUUCUAUAUAGAGGGUAAUGUUAAUACUUAUAUCUAUAAAUGGUAACAUAUCAACUUCUUUUGGAGUGUGAUUUGUUUCUCUCCUUUUGGUUAGUAAAGAUGCGGGGUAAUCAUAAGAUUUUUAGAUGUUUUCACAAAUGACCGUAUUGGCAGUUUCAAUUAUAUUUUUAUUCAGAGCAAGAUACGGAGAAACUCAUAACGUUUUCAUUUGUUUUUAGUUUAUGAUCAUGCAUUGUAUUUUAUUUAUCUUUGCAUGAAUUUGAUUUGAGUUUAAAUUAUAUUGGAAGUUUCAAGAUACAGCGAAGUCUGUAUGAAGUAUGUAUUUUCUUUAUCUUUGUAUGAAGUAUUUAUUUGAGUUUAAGUUGUAUUGGAAGUUUGAACAUGAUUUGUAUAUUAUGUUUAUCGGCAUAAAAUUUGGAAGGUGUAAAAGUUUUAUUAUGUAUUUUGAUUAUAUGUGUGUGAGUUCCAAAAAGAUUAUUUGAAUAUUUGAUAAAAAAUCCAUGUCAUUCAUAAGAGGUUUCAUCUUUAUGUAUUGUUUGUUUUAAAUGUCAAGUGUCAAAAGAAUUCGGAAACAAUGACUUAGAGUGAAUUUAUUAGAAGACUACUUUUGGAAGUCGUAAGAGUGGGACAUAUCAUUUGAUAAUUUAUACUAUGGUUGUUUGAUAUGUAGAUUGUCACCCCAAAGUUGUGUAUUUAAUUUUAAAUAAGGUUUUAGAUAAAACGGUAUAUUUGUAAACUCAUGAUUGUAUGUCAUAAAGUUGUAACAAAAUAGCUUAUAAAUAAUUAAAGUUUGGGGUGUCAUAAUUACCCUAGGUUCAAAGCCAUAUUUUUCAACUUAUUCACUAAAUA